ACGUGAUUGACCAUGGCACAUGGCUGUCUUCGAAAAAUAUUUUGACGUUUUAUUCCUUAUACAAAUUUGUUUUGUGUAUUACUUCCAUAUAAUCAGAUACAUUCAUGUAUUUUUGAUAAAGACCACUAGAGGGCUGAAUAAGCAGCUUUGACGUUGUGAUGAGUUAUGGCGAAGGGUGUUGUUCCUUGGAGAUAUGCGCGGUUGGAGGAAUCAACACGAGGGAACAUUGCUUGCUUUCCAGGACACGUAGUACACAUUUGUGCAGAGGCACAGUAAACCUGUCACUGUGCAGUGUGCUUGAGAAACUGCCGCAGCUGAAACUUCCGUUCAAACGCGCAAUUCAUUGUUGAAUUGGCUUCCUUUUUAGAAAGGGUUUAAAUAUCUGUUUACUGUUGUCGUUAUGUCUUCAUUCUAGCAGCUUUAUUGAUUCGAGAGUAAGUUUUGGUGCACAGCACAGUGGGACAUCAUGGCUGACGAGGAGCUCAUGUUUAGUAUGGAGGAGCUGGUGGGAAGUGCUCGGGAUGGACCUAGGAAUGGAUGUUCUGAAAGUACACAGUCUUUCCAAGAUUCCAAUGCAAGCGAUGAUGAAGAUGACUUCCGUAUCUGCCCCAUCACUGACGACCCCAUAAGCCCAACCAAAGGUUGCUUUAAUUACCAAAAGAACGUCAUUUGCAACCAGCAGCUUUCAAAUUCGUUGCCCAAAAACUCUUUCACGUACAGGAACAAAAAUGAACCCGAGCAGGAUGGGCACUCUGUCAGGGUUGGCUCUUUAACUGAGAAAGGCCGGGCAACUUGGAAACAUGCUAUUGAGAAAGCUAAAGCCAUGCCAGAUCCUUGGGCUGAGUUCCAUCUGGAAGAAAUUGAGAAAGAGCGCUGCACUCGAUACAGAUUCAAUGCGAUUACUGGUGAAUGGGCAAAAGAUGACAUAUUUAUCAAGGUUUCCUCUCAGCCAUUUGGAAAAGGAGCAAUGAGGGAAUGCUACAGAGCGAAGAAGUUGUCUAACUUUUCCCACAGCAGCAACUGGAAAUCGGCCUCAAACUACGUGGCUAAGAGAUACAUGGACACCGUGGACAGAACUGUUUACUUUGAGGAUGUGAAGUUACAAAUGGUGGCUAAAUUAUGGGGCGAGGAGUUCAAUCGCUACAGGCCUCCCAAAAAGGUUGACAUCAUGCAGAUGUGUGUUGUGGAAAUGACUAGUCGGCCUGGGAGCCCUUUGUUUCACCUGGAACACUACAUUGAGGGGAAGUACACAAAGUACAACUCCAACUCUGGUUUUGUGAGGGACGAUAACAUACGGCUUACUCCCCAGGCAUUCAGUCAUUUCACAUUUGAGCGCUCUGGACACCAACUGAUAGUGGUGGACAUUCAGGGUGUUGGGGACCUUUACACAGACCCUCAGAUCCACACUGAGAAGGGGACCGACUUUGGAGAUGGCAACCUAGGUGUGCGUGGCAUGGCUCUUUUCUUCCACUCUCACCUGUGUAAUAAGAUCUGUAGGAGUAUGAGCCUCACUCGCUUUGACCUGUCCCCUUCUGAAAUUGCACGAUUGGACCGCACCAACAAAAUGCUGCAGUCAGCUCAGACUGUCGUCCGUGGAUGUGAAGAGCAUUGUGGUUCGCCCAGGGUCCGGACGACCUCUCUCGGCCACACACCUGUGCUCCUCUCCCGGCUCUCUGAGACUUCCUUGGUUGAUGAAAGCAGUGACACAGACUCUGUUCCCUGUUCUCCACUUACUUCGGGCAUCUCCGCAGGCCGAUCAUCCAUGGGCUGGUCAUUCAUGAAUGAAAUGAAUGAGGCACAUCGAGCUAACGCAGAUCACAAGGAUUCAGAGAAUGGAGGAGACAGUGGAUGCCCCAGUGAAAAACGCAGUGAAGGAGACUUAGUUGAACAUCACAGUCAGGGUCGUCCCUACUACAACGGACAUUACUCAGAAUCGGAUGAGGACAGUGUUCGUCGGCUGACAGAUGAAAAAUGGAGUUUUUACCAUUCAUCUCGCUCCCACAUACACAGACCCUCCUGUGUGGCAAUGGAAGUAGAGAGACUUAACACUAUGCUUCUCGAAAAGAAAAUUGGUCAAUCCAUCCUAGGCAAGGUUCAUCUAGCCGUGGUUAACUACCAUGAGGGCGGGCGCUUCUGUGAGAAGGAUGAACCAUGGGACCAGCUUUCUGCAAUGUACCAUUUGGAAAGGGCUGCCAUGUGUGGGGAGCUUGAGGCCAUAGUUGCCCUUGGCCAAUGUUACCUUCAGCUGCCACAUCACAUUCUACCAGAAAUCGAAUUAGAGGCAUCUGAGGAAAACAGCAAGAAGGGUUUCCGCUUUCUGCUGCAGGGUGCUGAGGCAGGAGACCGGCAGAGUAUGAUUCUAGUAGCACGAGCAUUCGACACGGGUUUGAGCCUCCCUUCUGAUAGGGUUAUGGACUGGAAACAAGCCGUGCACUGGUAUGACUCUGCCCUUAAGAUGACAGACUACGAUGAGGGGGGAGAGUUUGAUGGGAUAAAGGAUGAGCCGCGCUACCUUCUGUUGGCACGAUUGGCUGAGAUGUACCAGGAGGGAGGGCACAACCUGGAUGCAGACCCUCAAAGAGCAGGUGAUCUUUUCAAUGAGGCUGCUGAUGCAGCUAUGGAGGCCAUGAAGGGCAGACUGGCCAAUCAGUACUACAUGAAAGCAGAGGAAGCAUGGUCUUUUAUGGAAGAAUGAAAGUGCUGGUGUGGAAAAAAGCAUGAAAACGGUUCCUAUUGUUCACACAGCCUCUGUUUACAUGCUGUUUUCAAUGCCUUGUUUUCCUUGGGUCCCUUUGACUUAAGCGAAGUAAUGUUGAUAUUAGAUCAGUUUUCUAAUGAAUGAGACAAGGGCAUGUGCUGAUUCCAGAUCAGUGGUAUACUGAGGUGCUAAAUAUGCAUACUAUCCUGGUUCAUUUUUAAACGAGAACAGUUGCACUGUCUGCAGACUUGUUCAAGUUGUUUGAUGGGAAUACUUGUAUUACUUGGCAAUAAUUUAUUUCUCUUGUUUCUAAAAGAACAAAAGGAUGCAUCUUUAAUAAACAUGUUGUGACUGUUGUGAAAAAAAAAUAACAUUACUGAUGAUUGAUCUUCUGUAAAAUUUAUUGUUAGUAUUGUCUUAGAAUAUUAAGCAUCAAUAUCUAUUGCUGAGUUUUUAACUUGUUCUGUUUUGACUGUUAAAAAACUUUCAUAAUUUAUCAUAAUCAAGAAGUGCAAAAGUGAGUGUGAUCAUUUUUUUUAAAGGUUAUUUUCAAAGGGUGACAAGAUUACAAAGAAACAAUAAAAUUAUUUUUUAAAAAUGGCUCA
Messenger RNA from Carassius auratus (goldfish), 3303 nucleotides. Its product is annotated as eukaryotic elongation factor 2 kinase-like. Gene Ontology annotation, biological process: response to differentiation-inducing factor 1; protein phosphorylation; myosin II filament disassembly. The transcript is spliced from 19 exons. The record is from RefSeq and is a predicted model, not a curated record. Gene Ontology annotation, molecular function: ATP binding; calmodulin binding; elongation factor-2 kinase activity. Lineage: Eukaryota; Metazoa; Chordata; Actinopteri; Cypriniformes; Cyprinidae. Bases 467 to 2695 code for a protein of 742 amino acids.